Messenger RNA from Serinus canaria (Common canary), 1879 nucleotides. It is a transcript of the gene CPM, whose product is annotated as carboxypeptidase M. Gene Ontology annotation, biological process: proteolysis. Gene Ontology annotation, cellular component: cell surface. NCBI's taxonomy places the organism in Eukaryota, Metazoa, Chordata, Aves, Passeriformes, Fringillidae. The coding region runs from base 24 to 1424 and encodes 466 amino acids. The transcript has 9 exons. Gene Ontology annotation, molecular function: metallocarboxypeptidase activity; zinc ion binding. The record is from RefSeq and is a predicted model, not a curated record.
CAGGGCAGGGCGAGGCCCGGGGGAUGGCGGCCCCCGCCCGGCGCGGCGCGGCGCGGCAGUGCCACAGCGGCGGCGGCAGCAUGCGGGCGGCGGCCGCGGACGUGGCGGGCAUCCUCAUCCUCUGCCUGGCCUCUGCGGCGGCCGCGCUGGACUUUAAGUACCACCACACCGCGGAGCUGGAGCAGUACCUGAGAGGGGUGCAUGCCGCCUACCCCUCCCUCACCCACUUGCACAGCAUCGGGCGGUCGGUGGAAGGUAGAGACCUGUGGGUUCUUGUUCUGGGAAGGUUUCCAACCCAUCAUAAGAUUGGCAUUCCAGAGUUCAAGUAUGUUGCUAAUAUGCAUGGGGAUGAGACUGUUGGGAGAGAAAUCCUGCUCCAUUUGAUCGAUUUCCUGGUGACCAGCUAUGGACGUGACCCAGUCAUUACCCGCUUGCUCAAUAACACCCGGGUUCAUAUCAUGCCAUCCAUGAAUCCUGAUGGAUUUGAAGCUACAAAAGUGCCUGAUUGUUAUUACACACGAGGAAGGUACAACAGGAAUGGAGAAGAUCUGAACAGAAAUUUUCCCGAUGCCUUUGAAAACAACAGCGCCAAGAUUCAGCCAGAGACUCGAGCAGUAAUGGACUGGAUAAAAAAUGAAACGUUUGUUCUCUCAGCAAACUUGCAUGGGGGUGCCCUGGUUGCCAGUUACACCUUUGAUAAUGGUAACCCAGUUACUGGCUCUUUGAAAGGCUACAGCAGAUCUCCAGAUGAUGAUGUCUUUAUUCACCUGGCAAAAACCUAUUCUUCCAACCAUGCCAGCAUGUACAAAGGGAUGGGGUGUGACAACAGGCAAACCUUCCCAGAAGGCAUUACCAACGGGUACUCUUGGUACCAGCUGGAAGGUGGAAUGCAAGAUUACAACUAUGUCUGGGGACAGUGUUUUGAAAUUACACUGGAGCUGUCAUGCUGUAAAUAUCCUCCAGAAGACCAGCUGGGAAAGUUCUGGAGAGACAACAAAGUUGCUCUGAUCGAAUAUAUCAAACAAGUACACCUAGGUGUCAAAGGCCAAGUUACUGAUAAGAAUGGGAAUCCUAUUCCAAAUGCCAUUGUGGAGGCCAAAGGAAGGCCACAUGUCUGCCCCUACAGAACAAAUGAACAAGGGGAGUACUUUCUUCUCCUUUUGCCUGGGACAUACGUGAUCAAUGCUACCGUACCAGGAUUUAAAUCCAUGCUGAAGACAGUGGAAAUACCUGACAACACUGGAAACUUCAGUGCUUUGAAGCAGGAUUUCUCUUUCCCAGAGGUCUCAGCUAAGAUCAGCUCAAGAGUUGCUUCAUGUCCCAAAACUCCCCUCUACCAAGAGCUCACACGGGCUUCAGCUGCAGUAAAACCAACCAUACAUGUCUUGGCUUUAAUGACCAUUAUGCUUGCAAUUUUCAAAUAAAGUCAGGAAUGACAAAGGCAAAAUCUUCCUGCACAAAUGUGGCUUUUCAGAGAAGGAAUUGCAUAUGCAAAAGAAAGUAUGUUUUUAUAAACCAAAUUCUCAGAUUCACAGUCAUGUUUACUGUAUUUUGUAAAAUACUUGUUUGACAAUUGAAUGUUUACUUUACUUAUAGUAGACAUAUUUUUAAUUGUAACAGACUAUCAUAUUUUUCUAUGUAAAUAUUUUACUGUGAAGAAAUUUCAUACACCCUAUACAGAUAACUGUAGAAUUUUGAUACAGAAAAUUCAAAUACAUUUUGAAGAUUUCUCCCAAAUUCAAAAACAUUGAGAAUUGUACUGCAAUUUUUCAUGCAAGCUCAGGCUCUUCACUGAGCCAACAGCUCAGGUGCCACACGACUGUAAGUCAUCAGCUCAAUACUAAUUUCUCAUAAUAAAGCCACUGAUAUAAAUGAAGAA